AUGACCCUCUAUAACAGCCCUAGGCAUGUACCAGCUAAAAUACCCAGUUACAUGUCUAUCCCCUGGUUUCUCUAUCUCUCGAAUAAGAUCCACUACAACCGGCUGGCCGUUUUGCUCUGGAACGAAUCCAGCCUAGCUUGUUCGCCAAACCACCUUCAUAAACUGUUCACCAAUGGUACAAUCGACCUCUUGCAGGCAGUUCGCAUAGACAACCAUGAAUACUCUCAGGUUCAGCCGAGCCAAUGCUCCUUCGGACGAAAAAACGAGACUGGCAAUAUCGGAGGGCCCUUCGAAAUAGCCAGGACAGCGGAAAGUGAUGAAUCCAAAGGUUCAUUCUCAGUUCCAAGGGGCAUAAAUCUGCGAAUCGACACAGAGCAGAUAUUUCCAGGUAUGUGCAUAGUGCUGCUUUCUGCUAAGCCAUCUUUUCCCAGUGUCUAA
Protopolystoma xenopodis is the source of this 438-nucleotide messenger RNA. The record is from the annotation of a GenBank genome assembly. Lineage: Eukaryota; Metazoa; Platyhelminthes; Monogenea; Polystomatidea; Polystomatidae.